Suillus paluster is the source of this 1305-nucleotide messenger RNA. RefSeq lists its product as uncharacterized. NCBI's taxonomy places the organism in Eukaryota, Fungi, Basidiomycota, Agaricomycetes, Boletales, Suillaceae. The record is from RefSeq and is a predicted model, not a curated record. Bases 1 to 1305 code for a protein of 434 amino acids. The transcript has a single exon.
AUGGCACCCUUCUCUGAAGCCUACCCUACAAAUCCACCACUCUCACACACUGCAAAUGGUCCCUUAGCAUCAAUUAACAAUGUAAUGGAGUCAUGUCUUGCUGGGCCUGAGGACAAGGAUGACACAUCUCAUGAUUUUGAGGAUGAUGAAGAAGUGGACAAAGAUGGACUUCCAUGGACCCAUACCCCAGUCCUCGCUGGCCAAUUUAUACCUCCCCCAACUGUUGAUGAAGCUAGACUUGCAUUAGUUGAUCUUAAAUUGACCCUCCGGCCUCCCCGUCCCACGGGAGGGUACAAGGAUCCUAAGCUUGAUUUACUUCUUCGCAGUCGUCUUGAAAAAAUGCGAAUGUUUCUGUGGAACUACACAGAUCCAGCCAAUAAGUACCCUGGCUGGAUGGCAGCCUCGUUGAAAACUGCACAUGCUUACAAGAAGGGACCGUGGUUAGCUGGCCGUCUUCGUGAGUGGGUCCGAGCUUAUUGCAAGGACAGAAGGGACCUUCCAAUGAAUGUAUAUGGGACGUGGAACUCAUCCAUACUGGAAGAUGAAGACUUUUCACAGGAACUACUGCUACAUCUACAGGGCAUUGGGAAGUAUGUUAGAGCAAUGGACAUAGUGGAAUACCUUGAUCAAGUGGAGGUAAAAUCAUGGUUAAAACUAACUAAAACCAUAUCCCUUGCGACAGCACAGCGCUGGAUGAAGCACAUCGGAUACAGGUGGUCAAAGACUCCGACAGGCCAGUCCAUUGAUGGACAUGAGAGGGUUGAUGUGGUGCACUAUCGACAAGCAGUCUUCCUCCCCAUUUGGGCCGAGUUGCUGUCUCACACACAAAUUUAUGCGACUGAUGGCAAUGAGUGCCCUGUCCACCCAGAACUUGAAGGUACCUGCAAAGUCAUCAUCUGGAAUCAUGACGAGUCCACCUAUUAUGCCAACGACUGUCGAAAAAUCAGAUGGGUUCACAAAAGUAAAACAGCCAUACCUCACACCGAAGGAGAGGGUGCCUCGCUGAUGGUCGCCGACAUGAUUAGCCCCGAUUAUGGAUGGCUACAUUCUCCCGAUGGAACCGAGUCCACGCAGGUCCUGUUUAAGGCCGGAAAGGCAUGCGAGGGGUAUUUCACAUGCGAGGAUAUCAUCAAGCAGGCUUCCAAUGCCAUUGAUAUCCUUGAGCGACACUAUCCUGAUGAGGACCACAUUAUCGUAUUUGACAAUGCAUUGAUGCACCUGAAGCGUGCGGACGAUGCACUGUCUGCACGGCAUAUGCCUAAAUUUUCCCCAAGGGAUGGGGACAAGUGGGACGGUACAGAUUAG